This is a messenger RNA of Galeopterus variegatus (Sunda flying lemur), 4588 nucleotides long. RefSeq names its product AP2 associated kinase 1 (gene AAK1). Gene Ontology annotation, biological process: protein phosphorylation. The record is from RefSeq and is a predicted model, not a curated record. The coding region runs from base 113 to 3001 and encodes 962 amino acids. The transcript has 21 exons. Gene Ontology annotation, molecular function: protein kinase activity; ATP binding. Lineage: Eukaryota; Metazoa; Chordata; Mammalia; Dermoptera; Cynocephalidae.
GCUCCUCUCCGAGCUGAAAUCCGAGAAGAAAUCUUUGGAUCUCUUUUCUUAAAAAAAAAAAAAAAAAUCCAGAAACCAUCAGUAUUUUGCUUUGCUGCUUCCUAUUUGCAAGAUGAAGAAGUUUUUCGACUCCCGGCGAGAGCAGGGCAGCUCUGGCCUGGGCUCCGGCUCCAGCGGAGGAGGGGGCAGCACCUCGGGCCUGGGCAGUGGCUACAUCGGAAGGGUCUUUGGCAUCGGGCGACAGCAGGUCACUGUGGAUGAGGUGUUGGCCGAAGGUGGAUUUGCUAUUGUGUUUCUGGUGAGGACAAGCAAUGGGAUGAAAUGUGCCUUGAAACGCAUGUUUGUCAACAAUGAGCAUGAUCUCCAGGUGUGCAAGAGAGAAAUCCAGAUAAUGAGGGACCUGUCAGGGCACAAGAACAUUGUGGGUUACAUUGAUUCUAGUAUCAACAAUGUGAGUAGCGGUGAUGUAUGGGAAGUUCUCAUUCUGAUGGACUUCUGUAGAGGAGGCCAGGUGGUAAAUCUGAUGAACCAGCGCCUGCAAACAGGUUUUACAGAGAAUGAAGUGCUUCAGAUAUUUUGUGAUACCUGUGAAGCUGUUGCCCGUCUGCAUCAGUGCAAAACUCCUAUUAUCCACCGUGACCUGAAGGUUGAAAAUAUCCUCUUACAUGACCGAGGCCACUAUGUCUUGUGUGACUUCGGAAGCGCCACCAACAAAUUCCAGAAUCCACAAACUGAGGGAGUCAAUGCAGUAGAAGAUGAGAUUAAGAAAUACACAACACUGUCCUAUCGAGCACCAGAAAUGGUCAACCUGUACAGUGGCAAAAUCAUCACAACGAAGGCAGAUAUUUGGGCUCUUGGAUGUUUGUUGUAUAAAUUAUGCUACUUCACUUUGCCAUUUGGGGAGAGUCAGGUGGCAAUUUGUGAUGGAAAUUUCACAAUUCCUGAUAACUCUCGAUAUUCUCAAGAUAUGCACUGCCUAAUUAGGUAUAUGUUGGAACCAGACCCUGACAAAAGGCCAGAUAUUUACCAGGUCUCCUACUUCUCAUUUAAACUACUCAAGAAAGAAUGCCCGAUCCCAAAUGUACAGAACUCUCCUAUUCCUGCAAAGCUUCCUGAACCAGUGAAAGCCAGUGAAGCAGCUGCAAAAAAGACCCAGCCAAAGGCCAGACUGACAGAUCCCAUUCCUACCACAGAGACUUCAAUUGCACCCCGCCAGAGGCCUAAAGCUGGACAGACUCAGCCAAACCCAGGAAUCCUUCCAAUCCAGCCAGCCCUGACACCUCGGAAGAGGGCCACGGUUCAGCCCCCUCUUCAGGCUGCAGGACCCAGCAAUCAACCUGGCCUUUUAGCCAGUGUUCCCCAACCAAAAACCCAAGCCCCACCCACCCAGCCUCUGCUGCAAUCUCAGCCCAAGCAGCCACAGGCUCCGCCUACCCCACAGCAGACGCCUUCCACUCAGGCCCAGGGUCUGCCCACUCAGGCCCAGGCCACACCCCAGCACCAGCAGCAACUCUUUCUUAAGCAGCAGCAGCAACAGCAGCCAUCACCACAACCACAGCAGCCAGCAGGCACGUUUUACCAGCAGCAGCAACAGCAGGUGCAGACUCAGCAGUUUCAGGCAGUACAUCCAGCAACCCAGCAACCAGCGAUUGCUCAGUUUCCUGUGGUGUCCCAAGGAGGCUCUCAACAGCAGCUGAUACAGAACUUCUACCAGCAGCAGCAGCAGCAGCAGCAGCAGCAGCAGCAGCAGCAGCAGGCCACAGCCCUGCAUCAGCAGCAGCUGAUGACUCAGCAGGCUGCCUUGCAGCAAAAGACUGCUGUGGCAGCAGUACAGCAGCCCCAGGCGCAGCCGGCUACAGCCUCACAGCCAUCCCCUGCCCAAGAGCCCGCGAUUCAAGCCCCAGUAAGACAACAGCCAAAGGUUCAGACAACCCCACCUCCUAACAUCCAGGGUCAGAAACUUGGAUCUCUCACUCCUCCAUCAUCCCCCAAAACCCAACGUUCUGGGCACAGGCGGAUUCUCAGUGACGUAACUCACAGUGCAGUCUUUGGGGUCCCUGCCAGCAAAUCAACCCAGCUGCUUCAGGCAGCUGCAGCUGAGGCCAGUCUCAAUAAGUCCAAGUCUGCCACCACCACUCCAUCAGGCUCUCCUCGGACCUCCCAGCAAAACGUUUAUAAUCCUUCAGAAGGUUCUACAUGGAAUCCCUUUGAUGACGACAAUUUCUCCAAACUCACAGCUGAAGAGCUGCUAAACAAGGACUUUGCCAAGCUGGGGGAAGGCAAACAUCCUGAGAAACUUGGAGGCUCAGCUGAGAGUUUGAUCCCAGGCUUUCAAUCAACCCAAGGUGAAGCUUUUGCCACUUCCUCAUUUUCUGCUGGAACAGCUGAAAAAAGAAAGGGUGGGCAGACUGUCGAUUCUGGCCUCCCACUUCUAAGUGUGUCUGAUCCUUUCAUUCCUCUUCAAGUACCUGAUGCACCAGAAAAACUAAUUGAGGGACUCAAAUCUCCUGACACUUCUCUUCUGCUCCCUGACCUCUUGCCUAUGACAGAUCCUUUUGGUAGCACUUCCGAUGCUGUAAUUGAAAAAGCUGAUGUUGCUGUUGAAAGUCUUAUACCAGGACUGGAGCCCCCGGUUCCCCAACGCCUCCCAUCUCAGACGGAAUCUGUGACCUCAAACCGCACAGAUUCUCUUACUGGGGAAGAUUCCCUGCUUGAUUGCUCUCUGCUUUCUAACCCUACUGCUGACCUUCUGGAAGAGUUUGCUCCCAUAGCAGUCUCUGCUCCAGCCCAUAAAGCUGCAGAAGAUAGUAAUCUCAUCUCAGGUUUUGAUGUCCCUGAGGGCUCGGACAAGGUGGCGGAAGAUGAGUUUGACCCUAUUCCUGUAUUGAUAACCAAAAACCCACAAGGUGGGCACUCUAGAAACAGCAGUGGGAGCUCUGAGUCCAGUCUUCCCAACCUAGCCAGGUCUUUACUGCUGGUGGAUCAGCUCAUAGACCUGUAGCCGUGACCCAGUAGCAGAUGCAGUUCUGUAACCUUCAUAUCGUGAUAAACAUUUUCAUUACGGAGUUAUCAGAAAAACGAUUUUUAAAAAAAUAUCUGCAAAUAAGAGGCCCUCUAGCUCUUUUCUCCUACCCUUUGCCUUCUCCUGUAGAAAUGAUAAGGAAAGAAAAUCACUUUGGCCCUCCAGGUAUUCCUUGGCCAGUUCAUCCCUGUUAGUUUGCUGUGUUUUCUCAUUACCCUUCUUCAAUAGCAUUAUCUUAAAUCAAGUGCUAGAUGCCAUGAGCUUCACCUCUGCUGGAAUCGACUCCACCAAAAGCUUAACUGUAACUGAAAUCAGUGAAUUGACACUUUUGUCUCAUUCUUGCUAGGAAUGGCCUCCCAAGUCAGUCCUCCCAAACCUUGUCUCCUUUGGUCAGAUGCUGAUGAAUGUUUCCCUGUUUUGGCUUUUUAUCCUGAUGCAUUAUCCUGAGGACAUGGCAUUUCCAGUUGGUCUUAACUCUAGGCAAUAGCCUGGAGAUAGGUGCGUGAUUUAAGAGAGAGUAAAACUGACUGACUGAUAGUAUAUGUUUGAGAAGAGAAAUUGAGCCCAGCUCUAGCCAACCAACUUUGACCUUGUGUGAUCAUAGACUUAGCCAAGGGAUUUUACCCCACGCAACCUGUUCAACAUUUGUCCAGCUUUCUGGCUUCCAUUGAACCGUGAUUUCUCAGAUCUGGAGCCAUGACUGCAAGUAGUUGAGAUUCUUGGAUGAAAUGUGUCAUUAUAUAAAUCCCAAGUAUUGCCAUUCCUUUUCAUGUUAAACUAUCCCAAACCGGGAUCUCAGAAUUAGACCAAAACAAGACAAUGGUGGUAAUAUGAAAUCUUUUAUUAGAAGACUUUUCACUGGGGGGUAGAUUGGGGAGGGGAAGGAAUUGUAGCAGAAACAGAUGUAUUUUUCUUGUGAUUUUUAUUUUGAAUCAAAUAUUGUAAAUUGUGUAUAAAUGAAGACGCUGAGUAGUUCUGUUUUCACUUGGCGUUUCAAGUCCAAUAUCAGGUGUCUGUACAGGGUUUUGAUCUCUUUCCCUUGUAUUUACACAUGUUCCUACCGUGUAACAUAUGGAAUCAUUUUAAGUAGACUUGUGUGUUGCUAUAAGCUUUCAGCAGGUCCUCUGUCUCUGUAGAAUAAGCAUGUUGUUUAUUUUCAGAUAAUCAGAAAUAAGUGUGUUGACAAGCUGGGCACAAAUUGUUUUUUUCCUCCCUGAUGUUUAAACUGAAGGCUGCAGCCAAUGGAAUAUGUUAGUUGGUUUUCCUUGGCUUCCUUGAUUAAAAAAACCAAACAAAGCAUAGUUCUUCACUAACUUUAGAAUAUUGUUCAUAAAAUAAAUAAAAGCCCCUGCACUGACAUGGCGACAUGCUUCAUGUUCACCCUCUGCAUAUGUAUUUACUCAUUAAAGUACAUUUUUUUCCUUACAUGGAAAGCACUUUUAUAAAAUCACCUUUUGAAGAGUAGGCACAGAGAACCCCAUCAUUCUCUUCCUCUAGUGCCCCUAUCCACGAUCAAAAGGGGAACUCUUAGUUGACCAGAUUUGUACAAAUAAAAUUUCAAGUCCA